AUGUUAGACUUGGGACCAGUCGAAAAUGUGCUUUCACUUGCGGAUUCCUACAAGAUCACUCAUCACAGUCAAUACCCGGAAGGAACCUCUUAUGUGUACAGCUACUUUGAAUGCAGAGGUGGCAAAUUUCCGGAGGUUUGCUUCUUUGGCCUCCAGUACAUAAUCAAAAGAUGGCUCGAUGGAGAAGUUGUCACGAGGAAGAUGGUUCUCGAAGCAAAAGACUUCUACAAAGACCACUUUGGCAGCGACUACUUCAAUGAAGAGGGGUGGUUGUAUAUCGUUGAAAAACACGAUGGACGCCUUCCAUUGAGAAUUCGAGCUGUUCCGGAGGGCUCUGUUGUACCUGUCAAAAAUGUGUUAUUCACCGUUGAAAACACAGAUCCGAAAGUCCCAUGGCUAACAAAUUGGUUUGAGACACUAUUGGUCCAAGCAUGGUAUCCAAUCACGGUCUGCACCAAUUCAAGAGCUCAAAAAGAGUUGAUAGCCAAAUAUUUAAUCGAAACGGCAAAUGACAUCUCAGGAUUACCUUUUAAACUACACGAUUUUGGUUACCGAGGAUCCACAAGUGUUGAGAGUGCUGGAAUUGGAGGCGCAGCUCAUUUGGUGAAUUUUCAAGGCACGGACACAAUUUCUGGAUUAAGAAUGCUAAAAAAGUAUUACUCAUGUCCAAUGGCUGGUUUUUCUGUGCCGGCAGCUGAACAUAGCACAAUUACUACCUGGCAGAAAAGUGGUGAAGCCGAAGCCUACCGACAUAUGCUGGAGCAAUUCCCUACUGGACUCGUUUCAGUUGUUUCGGAUAGCUACGACAUUUAUCAUGCGGUAUCGCACAUUUGGGGUGAAGAAUUAAAGGAUAUUGUCGUCACAAGAGGUAACAACGGAUGUUUAGUGAUUCGUCCAGACUCUGGUGAACCGGUCAAAGUUGUUCUUGAGGUUCUCAACCUGCUUUCCGAGAAGUUCCCUAUAACAGUGAAUAAGAAAGGCUUCAAGAUGCUACCUCCGUAUCUUCGGAUUAUUCAAGGGGACGAUGGUGGAUGGGCUACUAUGCAAGAAGGGACAGGCGAUUUGAAAAAGGAUCAACUCCUUACCGUCUUUGAAAACGGCAAACUUCUGGUUGAUUGGACGUUAGAUGAAAUUCGAGAGCGUGCCGAGUUCGAUUUUGUUAAAAAGGCACUCGCCACUGAGACGGUGACUCACACAAAUGGACAUGGGCACUGUAACGGCAACUCAAUUGGCGAUCAUUCUGAU
Molecule: messenger RNA, 1245 nt
Organism: Mesorhabditis belari
Lineage: Eukaryota; Metazoa; Nematoda; Chromadorea; Rhabditida; Rhabditidae
Source: the annotation of a GenBank genome assembly